AUGGAUGAAAGUGAAAGUAAACGUGUUAAAGAAAGCGACGGUAAUAAAAAAAGAAAUAAACCUAAUAUAAUAUCUAAAAUUUUUAUAUGUUGGGUCUGCCCCAUAUUUUAUAAAGGAAACAAAAGAGAUGUGGAAGAAACUGAUCUUAUUGUUCCUACAAAGCAAUAUGAUUCUGAAAAACUUGGUGACAAAUUUGAAAGAUAUUGGUUAGAAGAAUAUAGCAGAGCUCUACGCGAAAAUCGGAAUCCAUCAUUAAUGAAAGCAAUGGUAAAGGCGUAUUGGGUAGCGUAUCUCCCUGGUGGUGCUUUACUUCUAAUAAACGCUACGGCAAGGACUAUUCAACCCUUAUUAUUUGCCAACCUUCUGUCCUACUGGUCUGCUAACGCCAGCGAGUCCAUAACGAGACAAGAAGCUGGAUAUUAUGCGAUCGGAAUGUUAGCCCUAAGUUUUGUUGCCCUCAUGACUCAACAUCAUAACAGUUUGUUUGUUAAUCGCUUUAGCUUGAAAAUGAAGGUUGCAACUUCAUCUCUUAUAUAUAGGAAGAUACUACGAAUGAGCCAGACGGCUGUCAACGAAGUAGCGGCAGGAAAGGUAGUGAACCUCCUGUCUAAUGAUAUAGCUCGCUUCGAUUCGGCCAUAAUGUUCCUGCAUUAUUUGUGGUUGGUGCCGUUACAGUUGGCAAUAGUUAUGUAUUUCCUGUAUGAAGCCGGGGGCUACGCUCCCUUUGUUGGUCUUUUCGGCGUAGUUCUUUUUAUUCUUCCUGUGCAAGCGGCCUUGACAAAGUUUACGGCAGUAAUUAGAAGAAGAGUGGCUCAGAGAACUGACAAGCGAAUAAAGUUAAUGGGAGAAAUUAUUAACGGGAUACAAGUUAUUAAAAUGUACGCUUGGGAGAAAUCGUUCCAGCACGUAGUAGAAGUAGCUCGCGCGUUUGAACUAAAGGCUCUCAAAAAGUCUAUUUUCGUGCGAAGUGUGUUCUUGGGAUUUAUGAUGUUUGCAGAACGUAGUACAUUGUUCAUCACAUCUUUGACUAUUAUUUUAUCUGGAGCAAUGCUAACAGCAAAUACGAUAUACCCCAUUAAAGUUUUUAUCGGCAUUGUGCAAAUGAAUUUGACCUUUAUUUUACCGCUUGCGAUAGCAAGCCUUUCAGAAUUAAAAGUAUCUUUAACACGUAUACAAAGUGUCCUCAUAAUGGAUGAAAGAGAAGAUUUGGCAGUAUUAUCGAAAAGUGUAAAAUCGAUUAUUCCUGUCACUUUUAAUGGGAAAUCGCCGGCUCUAGACUCUAAUACAAUAGUAGCGCGAAAAUACUCUAUUACAGAGAAGAUCCGGCCCCCCAUUGAAACUCCUGGUUUACCAAUAUCAGAUCGUAUAAUCCAGUUAUCGUCUGUAAGCGCUUCCUGGGAUGCUACUAAAAACCCGGAAGAAAUGACUUUAAAGAAUAUUAAUGUGUACCUAAAGAAAGGAAAACUUUGUGCUGUCGUGGGACCCGUUGGUUCCGGGAAAUCUUCACUGUUACAAGUUUUACUUCGGGAACUCCCAGUCAGCUCCGGUAAUUUGAGUGUCAAAGGUAGUUUAUCCUACGCAUGUCAAGAGUCGUGGCUGUUCCCAGCGACGGUGCGGGAAAAUAUUUUGUUUGGAUUACCGUAUGAUGUUGCUCGAUAUAAGGAGGUGUGUCGAGUGUGCUCGCUAGUACCAGAUUUUAAGCAGUUUCCAUACGGCGACCUGUCGUUAGUGGGAGAAAGGGGUGUAUCACUAUCGGGUGGGCAGAGGGCCAGGAUUAACUUAGCGAGAGCAAUAUAUAGAGAAGCCGACAUAUAUUUAUUAGAUGAUCCAUUAUCAGCUGUCGAUGCUAACGUUGGCCGUCAGUUAUUCGAAGGAUGUAUACAAACGUACUUGAGCGGACGAACACGCAUUUUAGUUACGCAUCAAGUACAUUUCCUGAAGGCCGCAGACUUUAUUAUAGUUUUGAAUGAGGGUUCGAUUAAAAAUAUGGGUUCGUAUGAGGACUUAUUUCAAACAGAGAUAGAGUUUUCUUCUUUGUUAAUGGAUAAAAAAGAGGUCGAUGAUGAAGGAAAUGUCCUAAAAGACGGUAGACCGGUGUUACAGCACGGUAUGUCACGCAUAUCUAUUAAAAGUGAAGAUAAUCCCAAAAAGAAAGAAAUAGAACAAGUAUUACAAGCUGAAGAGCGAGCCAAAGGGAACCUCAAAUGGGCAGUGAUACAAUACUAUCUCCAAUCUGUCCAGUCGUGGUUCGUCUUACUUAUGGCAUUUUUCAGUAUAUUACUAACACAGGCUGGAGCAACGUUUUCAGACUAUUGGCUUAGUUAUUGGACAAAUGAAGUAGAUGAGUAUGAAUCAUCAUUACCUAUAGGAGAAGAGUCUGAUCCCAGCCUAGGUACACGAGUAGGCCCUCUAACGACUGGUCAAUAUCUCUUGAUAUAUGGAGGAGCGAUUUUGUUCAUAAUAAUCAUGACACAAGUUAGAAUAGUGGCCUUCGUAAUAAUGACGAUGCGCGCUUCCCAAAACCUACAUAAUGUAAUGUUCAAGAAUUUGCUUGCUGCUGUAAUGAGGUUUUUUGACAGAAACUCUUCAGGUCGUGUUCUGAAUAGAUUCUCAAAAGACAUGGGAUCUCUGGACGAACUUUUACCUCGUAGCAUGCUAGAAACCAUUCAAAUGUAUCUGUUCGUUUUAAGCGUGCUUGUUUUGAAUGCUUUGGCUCUUCCCUGGACGCUCAUCCCGACUGCUAUACUGUUGGUUAUAUUUAUAAUUUUAUUAAAAUGGUACUUGAAUGCUGCUCAAGCUGUGAAAAGAUUGGAGAGUACAACUAAAAGUCCGGUGUUCGGUAUGAUAAAUUCAACAAUAUCUGGACUAUCGACUAUCAGAAGCGCAGAUUCACAGCAAAGGUUACUGCGUACGUUUGACGCCGUUCAGGAUGUCAACUCCAGUGCGUCCUACACAUUUUUGGGAGGAUCGAGUGCCUUUUCUUUAAUUUUAGAUAUGUUAUGUCUAAUCUAUCUUGGAUUUAUACUAGCUAUUUUUCUUUUAAUUGAUUUUGGAUCGGCACUAGAAGUAGGCAGCGUUGGACUGGCGGUGAGUCAGUCUAUGUCACUGACAAUGAUGUUGCAAAUGGCAGCGCGUGUGACCGCCGACCUUCUCGCGCACAUGACGUCAGUAGAACGCGUGCUUGAAUACUCGCAGCUCCCCGCCGAAGAGAACAUGGAAGAUGGACCGACCCGUCCCCCACAAAAUUGGCCGUCGAAUGGACAAAUUCAAUUUGAAAAUGUCAGCUUAAAAUAUGGAGUAGAGGACCCACCUGUUCUUACAGAUUUGAAUUUCACUAUAAAUAGUGGCUGGAAGGUAGGUAUUGUGGGUAGAACGGGUGCUGGCAAGUCAUCGUUAAUAUCAGCGUUGUUCCGACUCUCGAACAUCGAAGGAAGUAUUGAAAUCGACGGCAUCGAUACCUGCGGAAUACCCAAAACGGUCUUGAGGACAAACAUAUCUAUCAUACCACAGGAGCCAGUCUUGUUUUCUGCAACAUUGCGUUACAACCUCGAUCCGUUCAAUCACUUUAGUGACGAUGAUAUUUGGAAGGCUCUAGAACAAGUGGAGCUAAAAGAUACGAUACCAGCGCUCGAUUACAUGAUAACAGAGGGUGGCACGAACUUCUCGGUGGGGCAGCGUCAGCUCGUGUGCCUCGCGCGCGCCAUCUUGCGCUCCAAUAAAAUACUCGUUAUGGAUGAAGCAACCGCUAAUGUUGACCCUCAAACGGAUGCUCUUAUCCAGCAGACGAUUAGACAUCAGUUUGCCGAUUGCACGGUACUAACGAUUGCACAUCGCCUUAAUACUAUCAUGGACUCUGACCGCAUCCUCGUGAUGGACGGCGGUCGUGUCGCGGAGUUUGAUCAUCCUCACUUAUUGCUCUCUAAUCCAAAUAGCUUACUCAACUUUAUGGUCAAGGAAACUGGAGAAAGUAUGAGUAGCCAAUUGUAUGAAAUUGCUAAACAAAAGUAUUCAGCAGCAACAAAU
Messenger RNA from Brenthis ino (lesser marbled fritillary), 4023 nucleotides. NCBI's taxonomy places the organism in Eukaryota, Metazoa, Arthropoda, Insecta, Lepidoptera, Nymphalidae. The record is from the annotation of a GenBank genome assembly.